This is a messenger RNA of Fusarium vanettenii 77-13-4, 1826 nucleotides long. RefSeq lists its product as uncharacterized. Gene Ontology annotation, molecular function: cyclin-dependent protein serine/threonine kinase regulator activity. The transcript is spliced from 2 exons. Gene Ontology annotation, biological process: regulation of cyclin-dependent protein serine/threonine kinase activity; regulation of transcription by RNA polymerase II. Gene Ontology annotation, cellular component: nucleus; transcription factor TFIIK complex. Bases 1 to 1044 code for a protein of 347 amino acids. The record is from RefSeq and is a predicted model, not a curated record. Lineage: Eukaryota; Fungi; Ascomycota; Sordariomycetes; Hypocreales; Nectriaceae.
AUGGCGACCGAAGACGAGCGCUACCGGCAAUCAAGCCAGUAUCGGCUCUGGUCCUUCACCCCGUCAAAUCUCCAAGAGCUGCGCGCAAAGACAAACUCGCUAGCAAGAGAGCAGAUCGCGCCGCGACUCUCUGCCGACCCUCCUCCCGACUUUCUCACGGCCGAGGAAGAGGUCCGCCUCGUCAAGUUCUUCACCGUCGAGCUCAUCCGCGCCGCCCAGUUCUGCGAACUCCCCACCGAGAUCCGAGCGACCGCCGCCAUCUUCCUGCGACGAUUCUACGUGACCAACUCGGUCAUGACAUACCCGGCUCCCGAGCUCCUCAAGACGUCGCUGUUCUUUGGGUGCAAGGCUGAGGGCUUCUUUUACAAGCUGAAUGCCUUUUCGGAAAAAUUUCCCAAUACAACUGGGGAGCAGAUCCUGGCUGGAGAGUUUCUGCUUUGUCAGGGGAUUCGAUUCGCCUUUGACGUUAGGCACCCGUUCAGAGCCCUCGAGGGUGCGAUUUUGGAGUUGCGGAGGAAGGUGCCUGAUGAAGAGUCACGGAUCAACAGAGUACACGCUCGCGCGCGAGAGAUUCUCAAGUUUAGUCCGUUGGUCACAGAUGCCUACUUCCACUACACUCCCAGCCAGAUUAUGAUGGCGGCAGUGUCUAUGGUGGACCGUGGGCUUCUGGAUGUCUUGAUUCCUUUGCCGAAUGGUGAGACAGGCCAGGCUGCUGUGUUGGCAAGCAUGCGCGACAAGAUCUUGGGGGCGAUUCAGAGCUGUCGUGAGAUGCUCGAGGAGGAGCCCCCAGAGAGAAUGACGGAUUAUUGGGGAACGCCCGAAAUUGUCAAAGCAAUGAAGCCUCUCCGAAAGAAGCUGCAGAAAUGUCGAGACCCCGAUCGAGCGAACCUGGUCAAUCUUCAACGAGCGAGACGAGAACAAGCUAUGAAUAAGGAAAAGAAGACGGCGGCGAACAAUGACGGUUCUGUGUUUGGAGACGACCUCGUGAGGGAGACGAAGCGGGUGAAGCUGGAGAAUGCGGAUCCCUUUGGCCCGCCUCUAUGAAUAUUGCCAAUUGGACUAGGUGGAGGUUAAUGAUGCUUCCAUCCUAUUGAUUCUUGGGAAGCCAAUCGGAAAAGACGAGAGAACCAGGGCCUUGGUGAGGCCGCGACAGCUUUUGAGGCGCGGGGAGAGCUGAAGUGGUCAGAAACAACUGACCCAAGCUGGCCAAGCCGAUCUUCGACGUGGUCUAGAUGCACGCAUGCAUCGUCGAGACGAGACGUGCCUUGGCUGAUUCGAUUCCCAGAGACGUGGUGCAACCCAUCUUGUCCAUAAGCUGAAAUGCCGUCUUAACCAUGCCGAGGCUUGGCUUCUGGGCUUGGACCAUGUCACGCCUUUUUAGGCGAUUGUUUGGCCAUGUUCACCCACAGCCGAGCUGUGCUGCUGCGAUACCUGAGGGAAGGUCUAUGACGAUAUGAAGCGACCGGAUCGACGUGUAUAAAUGGCGGGGAGUGGGGUUUCCGGCUCUGGGCAGCCGGUGGAGGGGAGGAUGGGGACGACAUUGCCGCGGCCUUUAUUUGCCUGGAGUCUGGACCUGGGCUGAGCCGAUACACACAAGACGUCGGCAAUUGGUUGAUUCAUAGGAGGUUCCCGUUGUUGCUGGUGGUGAUGGUGGUUGUCGGUUGCGCGUCGGUGACGGCUCAAGAGUCGCGACAAGGACGGAAAAACAGGUUCUAAGCAAUGGCAUUUGACGGAUAGCGCAUGGAAUUCUUGGUUUUGAUGCAAUUGCGCUUGGCCUUCCUCUCGGCACGUCUGUCUCGUGUGUCGACGAUGGAUGUCCCCCUCCU